Molecule: messenger RNA, 2487 nt
Organism: Thunnus maccoyii (southern bluefin tuna)
Lineage: Eukaryota; Metazoa; Chordata; Actinopteri; Scombriformes; Scombridae
Gene: ccdc28a
Product: coiled-coil domain containing 28A
Exons: 8
Coding region: 373-873 (166 amino acids)
Source: RefSeq, a predicted model, not a curated record
ACAAUAUUUGGACGAGAGGGUGGAGCUAACCCUAACGUUAGCUGCUAGCUUGGUUAGCACGGUGCGUUUACAGCCUGUUGUUAACUGUGAUGAUGCUAAUGCUAAUCUUUGCUAGCGGAAAAACAGACUUAAAACCAGAGAAUUAACGUACUAAAGUAUUGUUAGUUGCACCUGUAUUUUACAAGAUUUUUUGUCCUCCCUGAGAAAGACGGCCACAGAGUGAAGUUGCAGGAUCCCACCAUGUUUUGAAGCUACUGAAGAGGUGAAACAAGUCCGCUCCAGACCCCCCCAAAUCACGGGCUGAAGAUUGAUCCAUCAUCUUCCUCAUCCCUUUGUUCCUCCAGAGAAGGAUGGAGAGCGAGCUUGGACGAGAUGGAGGAGAAAAGAGGAGACGGGGCUUUUUCUAUGGAUGGAAAACACGUUUAUGGCCACCGUGAGACUGAUAGAAACAUCUGCGUUUGCGUGUCCUCAGUUGACUCACCUCUACCUAUUCAUCUGUCCAUAAAGGAUCUCCUUCUGUCUAAUCCUUCUCAUCAUCCCUCCUCCGAUCCUUCGUCCCAACUUCUGUCCGAUCGACCGUCUGGAGAAAAGCUAAUAACAGAAGUUUGCAGCUGGCUGCGAGAACCCUACGAGGCCUCCGUCUCUCCCUCUUCGUGUCUCCCCACCUCUCCGUCCAUCUAUCCAUCCAUCCCUCCCUCUCUUGUCUGGGUGCACAACAAUGGCGUGAAACAUCUGCGGCUACCAGGAGUCCCCGUCAGGACCCCUAGGCGUCCCUGUGCCCGCCUGCCAAAAACGUCUGCAUCUCCUGGACCCCCUCGAGGCAAGGGACAGCCAAAUGUCACUUGGACCCUCUACAGAGUGAAAACGAGAUGAAGAAAUAAGAAUUUCAGCACAUUUUCACACUGAGAGAAUUGACCUGAUUUGUUUUGUGGUGAGUAGCAUCUCUUAGGGCAGAUAUUCCAUCAUUUGUUGUGAAUUUGUUCAAGGUAAAAUCAAAAUUACUUACAGUAAUGUUUCUGUGGAAGUUAGUAAAGAAGUCAGGCAUAAAAACAACCGAGAAGUCCUUUCACAUUGUUAUAAAUGUUUUUUUUCCAGUUACUUUCUCUUUUUCUCUUGCACAUCUCUACAUUCAUCUCUGCCAGUUUUAUUUAUAUUUUCAUAUUAAUACACAUGUACUGUACGUAUGUGUGUGUUUCUUCCUCCUUGACCUUGCUGGGAGGACAAAUGGAAGACAAGGACAAGACUUCUGGCUCUCUCUCACAUAAAACAUUUAUUUAUACAGGAAACUGAGAGAGAUAUAAAUCUAGUCAUUUUUAAUAGGAAACACUCAGUUCAAGUGUGCCUGAGUUUUCCUGUUUGUGUGAGAAGGGUAUAUGAGGCACGUGAACAAAUAUGAAGGGAUAAAAACAUGUCUUAUUCUGGGUCACAGCUGCCGAGAUGAAAACACACACUUGUAACCUUCUGCUUAACCCUAAUUCCCAAUAGACCUGCACACACACCCAGAGUCUACUUUACAAGUCCCUUGAGAGUCCUGUCACACUGGGGGAUAUACAGUAUCGAACAGGGAUGUAGAUGCAACACACACAUGAAUAGAAACAAUAAAACGGCCUUCAUGCUUUUAUUCUCCAUCUGAUACAACGUGGACAUUUCUGCGCUGAUUUUGGGUCAAGUCCACAGAGAGAAAGAAAGACUAAAAAAAUAACAGUUUUAAUAUCCUGUCUGGAAAUAAUAAGAUACAAAACAGAAAACGAAAAGCUCUCAUUCAUCUUAAUAAAAUUAUGUGUGUCUCAUCAUGUGCAGGCCAAUCAUCAUAACUGCAGUGUGUUUUUAUGGUUUUUUUUACUCCCAUUUAUUUAAAUCCAUUUUGGUCCCAGAUUACAGUGUCUUCAGUGGCUAAAGUAAGUCUGUUAAAAUGCUGGAAUAAUGCUGCAUUAGAAAGGCAGGUAACUUAGAAUUAGCAGUAAGACAGGGUGUGUAAUUAAAUGAGUUGCCAUUCAUUUACAAUCCAAUGCAUAAUUCAAGCAGCUGUGUGAAUGAACUGGCUGUAACUAGUAGCUAGCUCUCCAAACAGCACCUACACUGCAAUUAUGGAUGAGAGAUAGGUGUGUGUGUGUUUGUGUGUGUGUGUGCGUGUUUGUGUGUACAACCACGAAGUUAAUGGCUGUGUGGAUGCGACAGUCUAAAUGUGUUCAUCUGUAACAUUUUAUCCUGGUUCACCUCACUCAGCCACUGUAAUGCAGCAAACACACACAUAAGCUCACAAAGGAAAAAAAAGGGGGGACAGGAGAGAGGAGGAAAAGGACAACACAACAUGAAGGGAAGUGAGAAACAGCAUGAAGGGAAGUGAGAAAGAUGAAGGGAGAGAAUUAUCUGCCAACACUAGUCCAUUUUCCAGAGCAGGUAGUUUUCCAAAAACUCUGGAACUUUUUUCCACUUUUUAAACCGCAAUUUUGUUUCUUCGGUCACAGUCCCUCCUCUUAAAAAUGU